AUGGCGUUUAAAUUUGUUGCAAUCGUAGCACUGCUGGCUUGUGCCAAAGCCGACUAUCUUCCGACCGAUCUGCACUACGCUGGAGUUUUCGGUUAUGGAUCAACCAUUGCACCAGCAACCCUAACGCAUGGUUCGGUUCUGUCCGGAUAUUCGCCAGCAGCUCAUCUUGUGGAGCCGCUCGCUCGAGCAUCGCACCGCAACCUACUGAAUGGCUUCAUUAAUCCAGUCCCCUUAACCCUCGGUGGAUCACUGCCUGAGGGCAAAACUACGCUCAGUAAAACCUUCGUCUCCACUCCAACGUACGUCACUAGCCACGUGUCAAACCGGGUACACACAAACGAGCCGAAAGCCCUAAUUAAUAGCCAUGUUUACGGGUAUGACAAGAAUGUUAUCAACGCUGUCGAGGCACCCUUGGCUUACGCUGCUUACUACGCUGGUCCAAAUGUUCCGUAUGGGGCUGCCUACGGACAUGUAUAUUGA
Messenger RNA from Anopheles moucheti, 480 nucleotides. RefSeq lists its product as uncharacterized. The coding region runs from base 1 to 480 and encodes 159 amino acids. The transcript is spliced from 2 exons. The record is from RefSeq and is a predicted model, not a curated record. NCBI's taxonomy places the organism in Eukaryota, Metazoa, Arthropoda, Insecta, Diptera, Culicidae.